This is a messenger RNA of Lobosporangium transversale, 854 nucleotides long. RefSeq lists its product as hypothetical. The record is from RefSeq and is a predicted model, not a curated record. The transcript has a single exon. NCBI's taxonomy places the organism in Eukaryota, Fungi, Mortierellomycota, Mortierellomycetes, Mortierellales, Mortierellaceae. The coding region runs from base 149 to 427 and encodes 92 amino acids.
GUCUGGCGUCUGGGGCUCACAUAUCGCCUCCUGAGACUGUGCUUGUGGCUGAGAGCGGCUUGCCUUGAGGUCAUUCUCCUCUAGGGCUACUACUGCUACUGUUAUAUCUGUUCUAUCCAGAUCUAUAGGGCUUAUUUCUUGAUCCUUCAUGACCGUAGCAAUAGCUGUUACUAUCGUUCCUUGUUCAACUGCAAUGCGCACAUUUUCACUGCUAGGCUGCUCUUCAAUUUCUGCAGUUUCAUCCAAUGUCUUUCCUUCAAUAAUAUUGACUUCAACUUUGAUGGUAUCAUCAAGUUCUAAAUGCUUUCUUUGGUCCUCCUCCUCAUCAUCUUCCAGCAUCGUUGAUGCAUCUGCUUUCCCUCCAUCUGUUUGUCCACUUUGUUCGAUUUCAUCUUCAUCUGAGUCUUCCACAAAGAUGCCUGAGUAAAUGAUGUUAUGUCCGCCAGUCCAAGUCCUACGUCCAGUUCCGUUCGGGCCCAUGUUUGAUCUCAUUAACCGUUUCCGUGGUGUAUAACCAAUAGUAAGCCCUCCUGCAGCUGCUGUUGCAGAGCUUGAUGCAUUUGCGGCCGCUAUCCGCAUAUCGUAUGACGACGCAUAUGAGCCGCCAAUGCCGCUGCCACCACUUUGUCGUCCUUGGUAUGCCCACGACAAUGGCAUUCGAUGACGACUGAGGCUGCUUGAAUCAACUGGCAGUGCUUGUGGAGAGGAUAGUAUGGAUCGUGCAGGUAUAACAGCUGAGGAAGCGGUAGGUGAAAAUGCAAGUACUUGUUGCCUCCGAGCAUCCUGAAAUGCUAAGAGUGUUGCCAUAUCCUGCUCUUCAUCAUUUUCUUCAGCCUCAUCAUUGCCAUCAUCGU